AUGGUUAUUAAUAUUGCUCUCUCCAGCUCCAGGAUGUUCCAGGUGCUCCAGGGUCACAUCCAGCCAGCUGGACGCCGCAGCCGCAAAUCCCGCCUGGUCACCAAAGACGGGCACUGCAACAUUGAGUUUGGCAACAUUGAAUACAGCAACCACUUUGCGUACCUGGUGGACUUCUGGACCACGUUUGUGGAGAUCCGCUGGCGCUUUGUUCUCCUCCUGUUCGUGGCCUCAUUCACAGGCAGCUGGUUCAUUUUCAGCUUGCUGUGGUACUGGAUUGCAAAGAGCAACGGGGAUCUAACGGGGCAGAACCGCACAGACGGACAUAUCCAGUGCAUAGACAAUGUUAACGGCCUCACAACAGCAUUCCUCUACUCCCUGGAGACCCAGACCACCAUUGGGUAUGGUGGCAGGGCGCUGACUGGACACUGUGCCGGCACUGUGGCUCUUAUCAUAAUCCAAUCUCUAAUAGGCGUCUUCAUCAAUUGUUUCAUGUGUGGCAUCAUCUUAGCCAAGAUCUCUUUACCCAAGAAACGGGCAAAGACCAUCACCUUCAGUGACACAGCUGUCAUCUGCUUAAAGAAAGGGAGUCUGUGUCUCCUGAUCAGAGUGGCAAACCUUCGAAAGACCUUAUUAAUCGGUAGCCAGAUCUACGGGAAGCUGCUAAGGACAACAACCACACCAGAUGGAGAAACCAUCAUUCUGGACCAGGUGGAUAUUGACUUUAUGGUUGAUGCCGGCAAGGAUAACUUGUUUUUUGUUUGUCCUAUGACUCUCUAUCACGUGAUCAACAAAUCAAGCCCAUUUUAUGAGCUAUCAGCUGACUCUCUUCCCCACCAGGACUUUGAGUUAGUGGUCUUUUUGGACGGGACAGCCGAGUCUACCAGCUCCUCCUGUCAGGUCCGGACUUCCUACAUCCCUCAGGAAAUUCAAUGGGGAUACAGUUUCUUGCCCAUCAUCUCUCGCACCAAGACGGGGAAGUACCGUGUGGACUUCUCAAACUUUUCCAAAAGUGUCCAGGUUACCACGCCUCACUGCGUCCAUUGCUUUGAGACAGACACAGACCAGAGAAAUCACAACAGCCACAACCGAGAAAAUCACAACAACCAGCACAAGUUGGGGAUCGACAACUUGGGGUUUCAGGUGAUUGACAUUCACGACUCUGUGGACAUCACCAAAAUGUGAGUGGUUAGGAGCUUCUGAAGCCUGAAGAGCCAUCUUGGUUUUUUGGAGCCAGAAGUGACCGUAUUUGAACAAGAGGUGGAUCAGACUGAGAUCCCGAAGACAGUGUGUACACCCACCUAGUGGCAAACUGACAUUUGGCUCUUGGCUACUCUGUGCAAAUUCGCUACAAAAAAAUGUUUUCUUCUUAAAUCAAGGUAGCGCAAAACCAAGUUCAUGGCUGUUUAAAUGUACACGGUGCAACGGAUACGUAUUGCUAUGCCUCUUUUCUGAUUGACAGGCCACUGAGGUAGCGACAUGUUAAUCACAAAUAGCACCACUCUGAAGCAUACGCUGCUGUGUCGUCUUUGUUGGAGUCGCCACCUGCUGCUCAUUAGAAAUAAUGCAGGUUGGAGGCACUUCCACAUUGGCAACCUCAGAAUAAAAUGUCUGUUUCUACAAAUCACAGAUAUGCGAAAUGUAUGACUCUGAAACCUGUGCGACCCAAGAAAACCCUCAUAGUUUGUUACAAAACUUAAGUUUCACUUUCACACGGCACAUGGACGGGACAUCAACUGGGUGAAAGUGUGGUGUAUGUUUGACCCACCCAUCCACCCCAAUGUCCUCCCAUCCAUAAGGUGUGUCACUUGUUAUACUACGUCACCUGGCGCGUGGAGCAAUUGAUAAUAAUCAACGCUGCCCUCCACUGGUUACCUACCGAGUUUUAGAAUCGAUUUUAAGGUUUUAUUGCAUGUUUUUAAAGCCAUAGAUGUUCAGGCUCCUGCUUACAUUUGUGAUAUGCUUACUCCCUAUGAGCCUGAUUGCUGCCUGAGAUCCUCCAGCAGAUCUCAGACAAACUCAGUGUCAUCUCAUAAAUCUCUUCCUAAGAUUUUGCCUUUUCUUAACCUUUUACUUAUUUUAAAUAGUUUUUAUUAUGUUAUGUUAUUUUUAAUUGUCAUUUGUUUUAUUGUCAAGCACCUUUUAACCUUGUUUUGAAAGGGGCUAUACCAAUAAAAGUUAUUAUUAUUAAUAAUAUUGACACAGAUAGUUUUACAAUGAAGUUGCAGUAGUUGGCUAUUGGAUGAUUUGAUCUAAGGAGCUUGAUUCAACUGCCAAUCUCACAGUCGAAUCAUAAAAGUGGUACAAACAUUUGGAUAUGAAACAAAAGAUCUUUCCAUUCGGACUACAUGGGAGAGGUUAAUGUCUGAUUUUUACAUAGAACUGCUUGGUUUCUCACAAUAACUCAUGACAUUAUCUUUUGGUAUCCAUGUCAGCCUUUUGAUAAUACUGUUGGAAGUAAAACAGUAGCAAAAUUAGAAGUAAGAGCAGAAAUUUGAAAUUCUGGUCUUCGGUAUUGGUGAAUACUGGUCUACUUCAGGCACUGCCUAUACAGAUGUUAAAGGGUGCGACAUACGUGUCACAUCAAGCUAUCUGUGGUUUGCAGAAACAGAUCAGAUCAGAAUGCGGUAAAUAAACUGUGAAAAGUGA
Molecule: messenger RNA, 2646 nt
Organism: Centropristis striata (black sea bass)
Lineage: Eukaryota; Metazoa; Chordata; Actinopteri; Perciformes; Serranidae
Gene: kcnj1b
Product: potassium inwardly rectifying channel subfamily J member 1b
Exons: 1
Coding region: 1-1182 (393 amino acids)
Biological process (GO): potassium ion import across plasma membrane; regulation of monoatomic ion transmembrane transport
Cellular component (GO): plasma membrane
Molecular function (GO): ATP-activated inward rectifier potassium channel activity
Source: RefSeq, a predicted model, not a curated record